Molecule: messenger RNA, 3246 nt
Organism: Jaculus jaculus (lesser Egyptian jerboa)
Lineage: Eukaryota; Metazoa; Chordata; Mammalia; Rodentia; Dipodidae
Gene: Clcc1
Product: chloride channel CLIC like 1
Exons: 11
Coding region: 129-1757 (542 amino acids)
Cellular component (GO): endoplasmic reticulum; membrane
Molecular function (GO): chloride channel activity
Source: RefSeq, a predicted model, not a curated record
AGGAAGCGCCGGGGUCGCGCGCGCUGGGCCCCUGGGCGUGUGGCGUGCGCCGCUCGCUCUUCAAGGCCCUGCCGGGCCCCACAGGCUCUUCCUGGACCCGCAGGCCGGACUCCCGACCCUGAUUCAGGAUGCUGUGCUCUCUGCUCUUCUGUGAGUGUCUGUUGCUGGUAAUUGGCUAUGCUCAUGAUGAUGACUGGAUCGACCCCACAGACAUGCUUAACUAUGAUGCUGCAUCAGGAACCAUGAGAAAAUCUCAGGUGAAAUACGAUACAUCAGAGAAAAAGGAUGUGAGCCCUGACUCAUCAAAUGCUGAUGAAUUAUCAGAAUGUUUUCACAGACUUGAUGCUUUAACUCACAAGAUUGAUGAGUGUGAAAGGAAAAAAAAGGAAGACUAUGAAAGUCAAAGCAAUCCUGUUUUUAGGAGAUACUUAAAUAAGAUUUUAAUUGAAGCUGGCAAACUUGGACUACCUGAUGAAAGCAAAGUUGAUAUGCAUUUUGAUGCUGAGAUUAUUCUUAAAAGACAAACUAUAUUAGAAAUACAGAAAUUUCUCAAUGGAGAGGAGUGGAAACCAGGAGCAUUGGAUGAUGCCCUCAGUGAUAUUUUGAUCAAUUUUAAGUUUCAUGAUUUCAAAACAUGGAAGUGGAAAUUUGAAGAUUCUUUUGGAGUGGAUCCCUAUAAUGUGUUCAUGGUUCUUCUGUGUCUGCUUUGCAUUGUGGUAUUGGUGGCUACAGAGCUGUGGACGUAUGUUCGCUGGUAUACCCAGUUGAAACGUAUUUUGAUUAUCAGUUUUCUAUUCAGUUUGGGAUGGAACUGGAUAUAUCUGUAUAAGGUAGCUUUUGCUCAGCAUCAGGCUAAUGUUGCCAAGAUGGAGCCGUUAAACAACUUGUGUGCUGAAAGUAUGGAUUGGACUGGAAGUCUCUGGGAAUGGUUUAGAAGUUCAUGGACCUUUAAGGAUGACCCAUGCCAAAAGUACUAUGAGCUCUUAUUAGUCAACCCUAUUUGGUUGGUUCCGCCAACAAAGGCACUGGCAGUUACAUUCACUAACUUUGUAGCAGAACCAUUGAAGUACAUUGGAAAAGGAACUGGUGAAUUUAUUAAAGCUCUCAUGAAGGAGAUACCAGUACUGCUUCAGAUCCCCGUGUUGGUAAUUUUGGCGUUGGCAGUCCUGAGCUUCUGCUAUGGUGCUGGAAAAUCAGUUUCUAAAAUGAGACACUUAGGUGGUCAUGAGAGAGACCCUCCCCAUGCACUUGAGCCAGAUGACAGAAGGUGGCAGAAGGAAAUUAAUUAUAGACUCCAUGGUGGAGCAGGUGAUGCAGAUUUCUAUUACAGGGGUCAGACUGGCUCCAUUGAACAAGGCCAUUAUGACAAAAUGCUUGAGAGUAGAAGAGAGGUUUUGAGAGAGAGAGAUGUGGACUUCAGAUUUCAGACUGGCAACAAGAGCCCUGAAGUGCUUCGGGCAUUUGAUUUACCUGACACAGAGACACGAGAGCGUCCUCAAGUGGUCCCCAGUCCUAAAUCAUCUGUUUCGGAUACAAACCACAAAGAGAUUGUUGGAACUCCAGGAGAGAGCCUCCUGUCAGAACACAGCCAAUCCAUCAAGCCUGUCUCUGGCGAAGAGGUAUCAGAGCCUGUGGUAGGCUCAUCAGCCGAGGAAAAGACCCAGCUGCAAAUUGGCACGGAGGGCAGCAUGCACAGCCCAGGAGGAGCCGCAGCUGUGGCCAGUGGGAAGGAUCCUGUCAGCAGCCCCUGUGGCUGAGGGAACGCACACACUGCCACAGUGCUGAGGUGGUCUUUAAUUUGUAAAGUAGACUCUUGAUUCUUCCCUAUGAAUAGACUGAAAUUUACCACAAAGGUGCCAGCUUACUGAGUUCAUAACAAUCAGAAUGAACAACUCUAGAUAGCUAGCUUCCAUUUACUUUCAUCUUUUCUUAGCUAUUAAGGCACAUCCCAUAAGGUUUUUACAGUGUUAGUUUUGGAAGAGGGUUUCAUAGAACUUAUAUUUUAAAACAAAUAGUAUGGCAAAUAUACUUCUUGAUAAUAAAGGCAAUUGAAUUAUGAUAAAGUGACGAAAUCUUACUGUUUACAGGAACCAACUAACUAAAGUUUGUGUUAGCUAGUAAAAGCUCUGUAAUCUCGAGUAGUUAACAGUUCAUUAGAUCUAAGUUAGAUCCAGGGUUUCCCCUCUAGUAGGUACUUAAAUAUUUGUAUAGUUCACUCCUGCUUCUCCUCUGCUGUGGUGCCAGUCCAGUUUGUCUCUAGGCAGGCCAUGCACAGAUCAAUGUAAUGUUCUGGUUCCUGCACAUACAACAGAACUAGAGAUUGCCUGGCUAUGUUGAAACCCUAUAUAUCUAUAUAGGCACUUGCCCUCAAAGCCACCUCAUACAUCUGGCUUACGUGUGGUCUGGGGAAUUGAACCUGAGUCUUUUGGCUUUGAGGGCAAGUGCCUUAACUAAGCCAUCUCUCCAGCCCUAAUGCAAGUUUUUUUGUUUCUGGGGGAAAAAAAAAAAAAAACCAAAACAAUUGAUUUUUGAUUAUUACAUAUGUGAAAUAUAGAAUGCUUUUUUAUAGCUCCCUAAAUUACUCCCUAGGUACCUGGAAAAGUUAAUUUUAGAUGUCACUAUAUUUUCUGUCUUACUAUUGCAAAUAGUUUUUAGCAUUUUAUUUUUUCCCUAAGAAAGAUUUAUACUAAACUUACCACAGUAGACAGGUAACUAGUGAAUUAAUAAGAUGCAUACAGUUUAGAAUAAUCUGCACAUAUGUGCAAAUAAAGUAGUCAUCUCUGGUGCUGGGCCUGUUCACGCUGAUCGGUCAAUGUAGUCCUGAACUGUGCUGUGAUUCUGUCUGAAGAGGACUGAAUGCCUCAGGUAAUAGACUAACUCAAAGUAGAGGCAAUGCUGCUAAAAUUUCAUCUUUGUAUUUUUCAUUACAGAUAUCCAUUUGAGGAUGAAAUCUACUUUGACAGCUAGCAAGGGAGCAUGCUACUUUGAAUGAUUACAGCAGUUCAGGGAAGACUUUGUUAAAGCAAACUGAACAUACUGAGGCCAGUUUAUUACCAGAAGAAAGAGAAGGCUUAUUGACUAGCCAAUACUUGUUCAUGAAAUUAAAGCAUGUAGUAUAACAAGCUCUUAAGAUCAGAACAGGGUGACUAGCUGGCAAAAGCACUUUUAAACGGAAUAAAUAAUACUGAAUGUUUACAGGGUCUAAGAACCUCUGUAUAGACAAAAUAAACACUUAUUUUUACAUUA